CCUUAACAUCCUUUUAGUAUCGCCUUUUAAAUGUUAUCGUAAUGCAAUAAUAUUAGGAUUGUGUCAUUGGACGGUACUUUAUUUCCAGAGUAAAGUGUUGUUUUUUUCACCGUUUAAGCAGUUAAAUUAAAUAUCUACUUUUUUCUAGCUUAAUUAAUAUAAACCAUUAUUUUAAUAAUAGUUAAGUGAUGAAAUCCAUGUGUUUCACUAUUCUCUUUGUAAUUUGUAUUUUGCUCUCAUAUAAUGCCUCCAAAGCGUUGGGCCAGUAUAGUGACGUUCGAUGUAAAUGUGUAUGUCCAAGUACAGAAGUUGUCAAUGGAACCAAAACAGAACGAAAGUUAUACAUAGGAAAUGUACCACCAGGUGAUUGGCCUUGUAUUUUAAUUUCUGUUCAUAAGGUUUUGGAAUUUAUAGUUAAAGUUAAGAAUUUGUCAUUGGUGGUUGUGAUUAUCAUUAUCUGGGCUAUUUCUGUGUUAGUCGUUUACAUGUUGUUCUUGAUGUGUCUCGAUCCACUACUAAACAGAAAGAGAACUGCAUAUGAAGAACAUCAGGAUGAAGUUACCAUGGAGGAGCCAGUUCCUCCAGUAGUUCAACCACAGCCUUCUACUUCAACAGUCUUUAACAGAGUUGGUCAACAGCAAGAUAAGUGGAAACGACAAGUUCAAGAACAGCGACGACACAUUUAUGAUCGUCACACCAUGCUCAACUGAAGGUUUUACUUUAAGAUAAUAGGUGUAUUAUUUCAAUAUAUUGUUUACAUAUAAGAGUCACAUUUAGCUAAUUAAGAUAUCUUUAUACUGUGUAUUUACAUUAUGUUCUCUUACUGUUCUCUUAUUUUUCAUUCUUUACAUUAAUUAUGGCUUUUUCCCCCCUUUCAGUUAGAGUAUAAAUGAUCACCAGACUAAGAUGUUAAAAAAAGGUUGUAUUUGUUGUGUAAGAAUUUUCUUAGAUUUAAUAAAUAUAUGAGUACAUGUAAAUAUAUUGAAAAGUCUGAAAUUGUCGUUAAAGAACUUGAAUAUUAGCAGAGUUUCACGAGGGAAAAACAAGUUGUUUAUUAAUUUGUAUAUUUGGUUUAAAAAGUGCUCACAUGAAAGGUUUUUUUCCCACAUUAAUUUACAAUCAAAGAAAGUUUGGAAAAGAAAAAUAAGAAUUAUUCUGAAGUAAUUUGUGAAGUUCCUAUUAAUUCAAAUAACAAUGUUUUGUGGAAAAAAAAAUUAAUGGGAUGAUUAGAAUUUUUAAUUCUGUAUCAUGAUAUUUACCCUGUACAACCUUGGGUAGUGACUGUAGCUAUAUUGUACAAGUGUUAAAGAUACUUGUGGAAUGUUACAUCUGAAAACAUGAAUUACACUGGUAUGUAUCAAGAUUCAUUUUAAACUGCACAUAAGGGUAUCAACUGCAUUACAAAAAACUUACAAGCUGUAAAGUUUAGUUCAUGCAAGUGCAUGGAGAUAGCUUGCCUCACUAUUACACCAAGCAUAUUGGCUAUCACAAACUGCACUGUAUUCAGUAUAUUCUACGUGCUGAUUAUGUCUUUUAAAUUAUCUGUUAUAUUCACAGAAGGAAUUUCGUGUACAUUUUUUAGUUUUAGCUAUUCUUAGUUGUCUAUUAAGAUCUUUUAUUGUAAGAAAAUAUAUUAUGAAUAAGGAUUUAUCAUUCUUAAAGAGUAAUAUUUCUGCCUUGUUCUUUUAUUUCUGUAAUGGCAUUAUCUGUAAGAGUAAACAAAGAUGUUAAUUAUGGUAUUUCAAUCAGAAAAAAAUCAAUAGAGAUUUGUUGUCAGAGUUGAUGUUUUUGUAGUCAUUGCUCUGUUCAGUUAAUACUUGUACGAUCAUACUGUAAGAAUGAGGACAUAUGAUUAUAAAAUUAUAUUAUUUGUGCCUCUUUCUGUUAUCUCUUUAAUAGCACUUUCACUAUGGAACUAAACAGAUGUAUUAAUUAUGAUACUUUUCAAUCAGAGAAAAGACUAUAGUGAGUUCAAGAAAAAUUGUAAGUGUGCGUCAGUUAUGAAGUUUUAUAUUUAUCAACAAUUGCACAUUUCACAAAGAAUCCAAUUGUGUAAAAUUUGGUUCAUACUUUUCAAUAUUGUAUCUGAACAUAACAUGUAAUAUACUUUUUACUUAUUUAAAUUGUUUUUCAUUUAGUAAGUAAUAAAUUUCUAUAAAACACUUUAAAUUUUUGUGUGUUAUAAAACAAAUUACAUAUUUCAGAGUGAUCUAAAUUCUUAAGAAAAUGUAACUAUUAGGAGUUUAAGAAAAUAUUUUAAUUUAUACCUUCAAACUUUUCUCCGAAAGGUAGAAAGAAAAGGAAUCAUCUUCAUGCUAGUAAUAUUUUAAAUUUUUUUGUUUUGUGAAAAAAAUACUUAGUUUUCUUUUACAGACAUUCCAUCAAAAAUGUUUAUUUAUUGUUCAUAUUGUGAGUGUUAAUAUCAAAAUUUGUAACAAAUACAUUAUACUUCAAAAAUCUCUGUCUUUGCAUUGUUAUUAAGUGGUUGUGGGCUAAGAAUUUAAAUCUUGUAUGUGAAUAAAUAUAUGUAUGUAUUUAUGUGAUUGUAAUAUUUAAAAAUGAUAAUAUGAAAGUCAGAAGUUAUUAAGGUUAAAUCAAAAUUGCCUCUCUUAAUGAUUUCUGACUGUAGAGGGCAGCAAAACAUCACAAGUACCCUAAAAAUAAACUUGUAACCUGUGUUUUGUUUUAUAAGUAUGGUGAAUGGGAGAGUGGUCAGUACCCAGCACUCAAUGAGAAAUUGCUAUGUUGAUAUAAUUUAAGUAAGAACGGUUGAAAAGAUGAUUAAAUUGGUUUCAUCAAAAUGCUUUUGUCAAUAGAUUUGUUCAGGUUGCAUUUCCAGUAAAGCUACUACCAAAAUAAGUAUAUGAUCAUCAAUCAUAGGACAAGAUGUGAUUUUGGAAUGUAAAAAAAAUAAAUUAUUAUUGGCAAACUGUA
Messenger RNA from Limulus polyphemus (Atlantic horseshoe crab), 2934 nucleotides. RefSeq lists its product as uncharacterized. The record is from RefSeq and is a predicted model, not a curated record. The coding region runs from base 189 to 710 and encodes 173 amino acids. The transcript has 5 exons. Gene Ontology annotation, cellular component: lysosomal membrane. NCBI's taxonomy places the organism in Eukaryota, Metazoa, Arthropoda, Merostomata, Xiphosura, Limulidae.